AUGAGAGGAUUAGCAACAAUUUCACCAUCGACAAGAAACUGGAACCCAAUAGCUUCGAACAACAUCCCCACAUACCAAAGCAAUGUAAAUCAUCAUCAAAACAUAUACUUCCGAAUUCAUCUGGGAACAAAUUCAUCAUCGGAAAAAGUCAAGCCCCUUUCUUCCUUUGCCUUGAACCCGUCGAAAAGCCCAAAUCAGCCAAUUGAAAAGGACACCAAGCCGCCAUUGGUCGUGGUUGGAUCCGCCAAUGCAGAUAUAUAUGUGGAGAUUGAUAGGCUGCCAAAAGAGGGCGAGACAAUUUCAGCCAAAAGUGGACAAACUCUGGCCGGGGGGAAAGGGGCUAAUCAGGCUGUUUGUGGGGGCAAAUUGGCGUACCCAACUUAUUUUGUUGGGCAAGUCGGGGAAGACGCUCAUGGGAAAUUGAUCAGUGAAGCACUUGAGGAUGGUGGGGUUCAUAUUGAUUACUUGAGAACUGUUUCUGAUGCUCCCACUGGGCAUGCUGUGGUGAUGCUGCAAUCAGAUGGGCAGAAUUCGAUUAUUAUUGUUGGUGGUGCUAAUAUGUCCUACUGGCCUAAUAAUCUCUCUGAUGAGAAUUUGGAGAUUGUGAAAAAUGCUGGGAUCCUUUUGCUUCAGAGGGAGAUUCCCGAUUCUGUCAACAUUCAAGUUGCAAAGGCUGCCAGAAAUGCUGGUGUUCCAGUUAUCUUGGAUGCUGGGGGAGUGGAUUCACCAAUCCCUCGUGAGCUAGUUGCUACUGUUGAUAUCCUCAGCCCAAAUGAAACUGAACUUGCCCGUUUGACAAGUAUGCCAACAGAAGAUUUUGAGCAGAUCAAGAAAGCAGUGGGAAAAUGCCAUGAAAUGGGGGUCAAGCAAGUCCUUGUGAAACUCGGUGCCAAGGGAUCAGCUCUUUUCACUGAAGGAGAAGCACCAAUUAGACAGCCGAUCAUAUCUGCUCCUAAAGUUGUAGAUACGACUGGAGCUGGUGAUACAUUUACAGCAGCCUUUGCCGUGGCACUUGUGGAGGGGAAGUCCAGAAAGGAGUGCUUGGAGUUUGCUGCUGCAGCUGCUUCUCUAUGUGUUCAAGUCAAGGGGGCCAUUCCAAGCAUGCCCGAAAGGAAGUCUGUAUUGCAUCUUGUUCAGUCAUAUUGA
Messenger RNA from Oldenlandia corymbosa var. corymbosa, 1146 nucleotides. NCBI's taxonomy places the organism in Eukaryota, Viridiplantae, Streptophyta, Magnoliopsida, Gentianales, Rubiaceae. The record is from the annotation of a GenBank genome assembly.